CUAAAAUUCUAAUCCUAAUGGGUUGGGGAAUGCCACUGGUAUCUUUUAUUGGGCCUAUGAUGAAAUGAUACCUUUACCCCCAAUUACCCUUUGUUUGGAUUCUUCUUGCUUAGUUACAUAUGCCUUUUUCCUGCCCUUUUGCUAACAUGUGCCCAAUGACAUACUUCUAACCUGCUAAUAUUUCUUGGAAGGUCUCCAGAGAGAGCCCAAUCCCUGUCCUGUAAUCACUGUAGAGCACUUUAAAGAAUCGGCGGGCAUUAAAGGCCUUCCCCUGUAUCCAGACCCCUCCAGAACACCUGCUGCAAAGACUCAGAACAACUUAGAAUCUGACUACUUGGCCAGAGAUGGCCCUUCAAGCAACAGUUCUUUCCACAGCAGUGAAGAGGAAGGGACUGACCUGGAGGGAGACAUGCUAGACUGCAGCGGGUCUCGACCUCUCCUUCUGGAGUCUGAAGAAGAGGAUGAGAACUGCAAACCUCCCCAGGGGAAGCUGGGAGGAGCCAGUCCAUUCACCCAGCCCAAAGUGUCUACUGAACAAGCAAAAGUAGUGCAAGGCGGAAGAAAGAGCCAAUACCAGUCCCUCCCACAGCUGGCCACUGAUGGUCUUGGUGAGCCAGAUGUUUUUGCCACAGCCCCCUUCAGGAGCUCAAGGGUUCCAACUGAUGACAUGGACAUUUUCUCCAAAGCUCCAUUUGUCUCCAAGGGCAAUGUGGCUCCCUCCCAGCCAGAGGAGGUGGACGUGUUCUUGAGAGCUCCUUUUACCAAGAAGAAAAGCAUGGAGGAGUUAACAGUUAUCCAGAGCUCCUCCCAGGAGCUACCUGCACAGGCCAGUCUCCUCAGUCAGGCAGUUGAUGUCCCUUUGUUCUCAGGCCAUGAGAGAGCAGGGUACACCUCUGUCCAAGCUCAGUAUUCCAUGGCUGGUUUUGUGCAACAGUCUAACCUCCCCUCCCAUUCUCUACAAGCAGCAGACCAUCUUGACAGCAUCUCCCCCAUGGGACCCUCCAUGGAACCUGGAAGCCAUUCUAAUGACAGAAACAAAGGACCUCAGCCCCAGAAAGAGGCCGUCUCAGGACCAGUUGCUGGCAAACCAUUCCGCCCCCAAUCGUUAGCCAAAUAUUCACGUCACUAUAGCCCAGAAGAUGAGCCAAGUCCAGAAGUCCAUCCCAUCGCUGCCUACAAAAUUGUUUCACAGACCAAUAAGCAGUCGAUAGCUGGCUCUGUUUCCAUCACAUCCCUUUCCUCCAGGACUACAGAGUUGCCAGCUACUGAUCCUUUUGCUUUAGCGCCCUUUCCUUCCAAAGCAGGCAAGCAGAAACCUUAGGAAAAAUACCUGAGCCUUAGGACUCUCUCUGUACCCCACCCCACCAAAACCAACCACACCACUUCCUCCAGAGCCUUUUCAAGAAGAAAUACUAUCAAUUAUUAUUUUUCAGUCCUUUAAAUCACCAAAUUCAGUUGCAGUGAUACUGAGAUGAAGCUCCUUUAAGUUAUGCCUGUUUCUUUUGUUUAUAUUGAAUUCUGGACUUUUAGGCACUUCUGUUUCCUUCAUAGAUACCUCCCAUCUCCACCUAAAGCUCUGCUUUUUUUUUUUAAACCCAGAAACUUUUAAUCCAGGAAUAUUUUACCCAUAUCCCCAGGGGCCAAAACUCUUGCUAAUUUUAUUCCUGCAGCUCCUGUUGAGUCGUGUUCCUUGAAGAGUCGAGAUGAAUUCCUUCAGGACUUGAUUUAAAACUCUUGAAAAGGAGAGAUGACUAGAAAGAAGAGCAAUAUAAAAGGCCUGUGCAUCAAGAGAAAGUAUAAUCCUGCAGCUGCUAAUCAUUCCUGUAGAACCAGCAGCUCUCGAAGAAUUUUGUGGAUCUGAGUCUGUGCAAGCCAAGCGGGUCGUCAUGCAUGAAUGUGGUUGUGUGAUGUGCAUCAGAUCCUACCCUAGGUAAAAAUGACAUGCAUAGGAGAACUGUGCUCAUGUCCAAUCAUCUGGGCAGGGCCUUCCCCACAUCCACACUUUUUAAACUAGUAUGGAUGCAUAGGCCGUGUGUGCGUGUGUGUGUGUGUGUGUGUGUGUGUGUGUGUGUGCGCGCGCGCCCUUGUAUGCACAGAAAACAUUUUCCUUUAGUUCAAUCCUAUCCCACCACACCUACCUCCACAGUCAAAUCACUCAUUUACUGGCAUUUGCCUGCUGACAUAACUGACUUGAACCAUGUUUUUAUUUAGUUUUAUUCUUACGAUAAAAUUGAAUUCAUUGGAAGGUGUAGGGAAAUCUUGCUGGAACUGAGAUUUCGGGGUAGAUUUAUUUUUUCUCCAGAAUUUGUUCCUUACUAUUAACAGAUUCUUUUUGCCAGGCUGGGGAUGUAGCUCAGAGGUAGAGCCCUUGCCUAGCACGCCCAAGGCCCAGAAUGCUGUCCUUAGUGUGGGAAAAAAAAAAUACAAAUUGCAUUUACCUGUUUGAAAAUUUGUCCUACUAUGUUUUCCCCUCAAAACAAUAGAAAAGAGAACCUUCUUACAGUUCUAGGCACUGGGUAUCAAGACUGAAUGCAGUCAGUAUAGAAUUGAUUAAUCAUGAGACUAGGCUACUGCUUGUUUUGUUUUAUUUUCCCCUUUGUUCUUGCCAUCUUUCUCUGCUGCCUUUUGAGGAAAUAUGGAUCUGAAACACUAAAUACAUUUAUCUGGAAGAAUGGAAAAGAGCUGAACCAGCUAGUGAUUAAAAACUUGAUAUUCUCUGUACUCUUUAGAUGUUAAAGUAGGGCAGACAGGUGACUGGCUUAUGGUUUUGAAAGCGUCUUUUAUUUCUGGAAGAUCUGACUCAUUCCUAGCUUUUUUCAUACCCUUUAUUUUUAGUGCCCUAAAAUCAAACCUACGUGUCCAUGGGACGAUUUCUGCUGAGGAAGUUCAAUUUAAUGGAAAAAGUCACUGCAUCAAGUUUCAACCUGAGAGCUUCCUGUGACUUCUAGUAAAUGUUAGCACUUUCUUCACUAGGGGGAGAAGUUCGGAGAGUUGUGUACCAAACCAGAUUAGUGAUUUAAGAAUUACUGGAAAUUCAUCCCAAAAGCCUAAAUGCCAAGCUCUACUGCAGUUGAUUGGGUGUGAUGGAGGGGGGUUGUCAGUGGUAGACCACAUGCUUAGCAUACACAGACCCCUGGGCUCGAUCCAAAGCACCAAAAAAAUAAAAUUCAGAGAUCUUGAUAGUAAAAUAAGAUUAACUACUUUUCCAUACUCAUUAUGUUUUCUUUUUUGCAGUUCUUGUGAUUGAGCCCAGGUCCUCAUCCAUGGUAGUCAAGCUCUCUAUCACUGAGCUGCAUACUCAGACCAGUACUUUUUUUUUUUUAAUUAGUCUCUAUCUGUUACAAAUAUCUAGGUUAAAAGAUAAACAUAAAUAAUUGGGUCAGAGCACCAGCUGUGGUUUCCCAACAAAGGUCUCAACUGUGCCUGAAACCUUUCAGUUUGGUGGAUGCUAAAUAUUUGUUCUAAGAAUUUGCUUUCUCUCAAUUACUAUUUUUGAUUUUUCUGUGUAACAGUGGAUGCAGAAUUGUCUUUCCAUUGAAUGGUUUUGGCUAAUGCAUAUGGAUCUUUGUACCUUAAACUCUUCCAUAAUAGUUAUCUAGUGAAGUUCUCAAAGGCAUGACCUAAAAGGCUAGGAAUACUCAGGGAGUGUUUUUACCUGAAAUCACAAACUCAUUAGGUCUGAUGGUGCACACUUGUAAUCCAAGUUACUUGGGAGGAUGAGUCAGGAGGAUUGUUUGAGCCAAGGAGUUCAAGGCCACCCUGAGCAGCAUACAGUGUCUUUAAAAAAGAGAGAGGGGAAAAAAGAGGAAAAACUCUGAAAUGUGGGAGGUCAUUCUAAUUCAUUCUUCGAAACAUUCAUGAUUACUCCAUAAUAGUUGCGUAAGAUGUUUUUCCUUUAAUUGAUUGUUCCUCGCAAUCAAGUGGGCCAUAUUUAUUCUCAAGGUACAAGUCAGAAUGAAAUCAUAGUGAUUUUAUUAUGUAAUAGAAUCAUUUGGGAAUUAUUUGUAACCCUUUUUCACUCUGUUGAAGACCUACAAUAGGUUGAAAUCACACACCUUUGAAUAGGGAAAUGAAUGUAACUGUAUUAUGACCUUUUUUCCACUCAGUGAUGCAUGAAGACAUUUUGUAUAUUGCAUUAAUUAUGAAUGGUGAAUUCUGAAGACUAGUACUAUGGUAGGGUUCUAUUGCCUUCCUACUGAUUGUCUUUGGAUCAUGCAGGGUAAAUCUGUCAUUUAAAAAUUAAGUGACCUUGCCAGAGGUCUUCCUGAAUCUGAAAAUCUGGAAAAUUUCAUUGUAAGGGAAAUCAGGAGUGCUUGCGGUGCUACGAAUUAGUAGCAAAUGGGUGUUUCUAGUAAUUAUACUGCAACAAUUUAAAAUUUAAAAGUAAAAAAAUAAUACAUGGUCCACAAAAUACUGCACUUUAAAAAUAUUUGUGUUGUGUGUUCUUUACUUUACACCUUUGGUAAAUACAGGAAUCUGACCUUUCGUUUCAGUGGAAAGCAGUGAGAUAGCAUAUAUUUAGAGCAUUGAGCCACAACAUGCACUGAUGAACUCAUAAAGAAUAAUGCCUGAUAACAGGCCCUAUUGAAUUAGUGAAGUUAGCUCCAAUGUGGUGGAAAGUAUUUUACCACUUUCUUGGUUGGGAUUACAUACAGCUCUUGAGCUCCAAAUCCAUGGUUAGAAAGAUGAAAAAACAAAUUGAUGGUGCAGAAGAUGCUGAAGUCCUAAACCGUAUUUGGUAUGGUCUCACUGUUAAAUUGAAAAUCUCACAGGUAGGCUAAUGUGUAUGGUUAUUGGAACAUGUUGUAUCUUGAGUUUCACCUGGUAGCUAAAGUCUCUAAACUUUAAACAAAGAUAGUGGUGUCUUACUGGCUCAUUAUUUAAUAACUUUUAGAAUAUGUACACAUCAAUAUUUUCAACUACCUGGUGGACAUUCCACUGAUACCUGAGUUGGUAGCUUUAAGUAUAAUCACCAGAGUGACCUGAUGAUGUAUUUUUCUUCCAUAAAGAAAAAAAAUCAAAACAUAUCAGAUUAUAUAUGUAUACAUUAUAUCAAAUAGGAAAUUUUAUAGAAAAUUAAAGAAGAGUGAGAGUUGGUGCUCUCAAAGGAAGGACAGAACUACAAUGAAGUCAUUUGGGUCUUUUAAAAAAUUUUAUUUUCUGCUGUGUCUUUGGAAUUGAAAUCAGAGAACACAUUUCAGUCAACUCUGAAAUGGCUGCUGGUCACACAGCAGUUUGAUCUGAGAAUUUCGGAACCCAAAUUAUUUUGAUGAAAGAUGCAUAGGAGUGUUGCAGAAAAAGAUGAGGGGGGCCCUUGCUGUUGUCCAUAAUAAACUGGAAUUCCAGUCCGCCAAUCCUUGUCUAAAGGAGUAAACAUUUACUAUUUUAAAUGGGAUCAUGUAAUAUGAAUUCUUAGUUUUUUCCAUUGACUUUGUCAACUAAUACUUGUUUUUUUUAACCACCAGAAUACUUGAAAGCUUGUUAAAGAAAACUUCACAAAACGAGUUUCAAAAUGGUUAAAAAUGAAAAGUAGUAUCUGGUCGGAAAUUGUUUUUGUUUUAUCUCUGAAAAGUCUUCCUAGCUCACAUCUCUCAUUCUUUUGCCCGCAUAAUUUAUGCCCUCAUCGUUCCCCUAUUUUUUUGUACCUGGGAUCAAACUCGGGUCUUUGCACUUGCAGGGCAGGUGGCGGAACCACUGAGCUAAAUCCCUGGCCCCUUUGUUCCCCUAUUUUUACCAUACCAAUAAGUACAUGAUAGAUGAAAGGUACUGUUGAGCCAUCAUUUUAACUUUUAGUUGCCUCCCUUGUUACAGUAAAUAGUUUAAGUUUCUGUCCAGCCUGUGACAAUCUCACCAAAUAACAAUGAAUGGCUCGCUGUCUCCAUUUCUCUUGACUAGAAGAUAAAGCAAGAUUGGCUGGAUCCCACCCUGUCUCUGGAGAUCCAACCCAGGGAACCUCCCCUUCAUCUCACCCAGAGUGCUCUAGAGUGCAGGGCCAAGUUUAUGCGUGAAGGGAGUCUGGAAUAGGUGGUAAAAGGGGGCUAACUAUUAACUACACGUGGCUUGGUCCAAUAUUUCCAUAAUUUGUAAUUCCAUAAAUUUAGUCUAAGCAAUAUUCCAAUAAGUUCUAUGUGUGACACAAUUUUGAGUUUAUAAUGAUGAUAUUGAAAUCAAGUCAGUGUUAUCUGGACUGCGUUGUAAAAGAACUAUAUGGCAAGGAAUUGCAGAAAAUUUUUUUUACCAACAUUAAUUAAUUGGUUUAUGGCUGAGGGUGUAGCUCAGUGGCAGAACACAUGCUUAGCAUGCACAAGGCCCUAUGUUUAAUUCCUAGCACCAAAAAAUAAAAGUAAAAAGUGGGAUAGAUUAGUCUUCGGAGGUGAAGGGAGACAAUGCAGCCUUUUCACACAAAAAUGGCAAAUCAGUUGUAUUCUCUGACUGCCAAAGAUUCCUAUUUGGGGAGUAUGGAUGGAGUGUGUGUGUGUGUGUGUGUGUGUGUGUAUCUGCACCUGUGUACAUGUGCAUGCAUCCCAUGCUUGCUUCUGUAGUAUUCAUUCUACCCAUCCCUCCUAAUAAAAGCAUCCAGAGAAUAUUGAGAAGUGACCACUAAGUAUCUGGCAUGACUAAAUUCAAUUCCCUUGGCCAAAAACUCAAAAUUAGAACCAGGGUUGUUUUCAGUAGACAUGGGGGCAAUUGGCUAUUCAUUGUCUAAGCCUUCUUCCCAAGUAAGCUGAUCUACAAGGUGAAACUUGGUAGGGCUUGUCCUACGUAGCGUUUGGAGAGGAGCAGUGAUCAGACACCACAAUAUCUGUGAAAUGUUACUUUAAAUGAGGGAACAUUUAAUGUCAUUUUUUAGGGGAAAAAAGCAAGUAAUAAAGGACAAGGACCAUGCUCAUCCUGUGGAGAAAAGGUGAGCUUCCUCUGGUGACUGUACUAGAUUUGACUCAGUAAGGGGAUCUGUACUGCUACAAGGAAUAUUGAGAGCAUCAGGCCUCAGAAAACAAAGUACAACCUCAAGGGCUGUGAAUAAGGGAAAGGAAGGCGGGGAGAGACAGUCAAUCUUAACAAUUUCUGUAAUACCUCUUAUUUGCAGACUAUUGGAUUGGUGUUAUUGCACUCGGUGUGAUCUAUCUUAUAUAUCUGAUAGUUUUAAGAAAAAUUGUUUUGAGUUGUAAACUCCAAUACACUUUAUUAAAAUGAACCUAAUUAAAUGAC
Molecule: messenger RNA, 7209 nt
Organism: Heterocephalus glaber (naked mole-rat)
Lineage: Eukaryota; Metazoa; Chordata; Mammalia; Rodentia; Bathyergidae
Source: RefSeq, a predicted model, not a curated record